AUAUAAGAACGACUCGCCGCACUUUCGUUUCGCUAUUUUUGUCUCUGUUUUAACUUCGGUGUUUUCUUUCACGAUGCCUGAGCCAGCGAAGUCAGCUCCCGCUCCUAAGAAGGGCUCCAAGAAGGCCGUUACUAAAGCCCAAAAGAAGGACGGGAAGAAACGCAAGCGCAGCCGCAAGGAGAGCUACUCCGUGUACGUGUACAAGGUGCUGAAGCAGGUCCACCCCGACACCGGCAUCUCCUCGAAGGCCAUGGGCAUCAUGAACUCGUUCGUCAACGACAUCUUCGAGCGCAUCGCGGGCGAGGCCUCUCGCCUGGCGCAUUACAACAAGCGCUCGACCAUCACCUCCAGGGAGAUCCAGACGGCGGUGCGCCUGCUGCUGCCGGGAGAGCUGGCCAAGCACGCCGUGUCCGAGGGCACCAAGGCCGUCACCAAGUACACCAGUGCCAAGUAAACAAAAAAGUUAAAGAAAAAGAAAAGGCCGGCUCAAUCAAUGAACCGCUUUCUCUUUUGGUCAACAAAGGGCUACUCUGAGAAUCUGGCGCCGGCGCAGAAAAAUUCCGGUGACUAAAGUAAGGGAACGUCAAGAAGAGAGGCGGCCUCCGAAAGCUGGCCAUUGGCACCUUGGUAUCCGGACAAGCUCGCGGGGCGGUCCCCUCUUUUCAUGCCGCUGGAGAGUUUACAAACUGUAUCGCCAUCUUGUGGCCCUUCCGGAUAAUGUGGCUAAAACUUCGUUUUAUGGUUUCGAUUAGGCCUUUCAUUGCUAGGGUUUAAUUAUUGCACAUACAAAGAAUACAGUAAAUAAUCCAAUCUCCAACAGCUCCUAAACACCUAGUUCCCCCCUCAACCUUGCCCUAUAAAGACCUGAACAAACACUAACAGUUUCUAAUAGUUUAUGCCCACAGCCCCAAGGAUGAUCCUAGUCCCCUCCAGUGCCUUCCUGAGAAAACUCAAUUGAGGCUGCCAAAAGAAUUUACUAUUUGUUUCAAUCAACAUCUGAAGAUAGGGCCCCUGUCUCCCAGUCUCUGUGGUAGAAUAGGAGCCUAACUUAGAUACCCAGCAGUUAGCAAUUGCACCCAGAUGGGUUUCACAUGGACCAACUCUCCCCACCCUUCCCAGUUUUCAUAAUUUUUCACUUCCCUGCUGUUCCCCCCUAUCUACUCCCUCAUUCUUUCAAAAGGCCCAAUCACCUGUGCACAAAUCUGAAUGGAGUUUGGCUCUUUUCCCUACUGUCAAAGGUUGCCAAAUAAAAUCCGUUUUCACCACUUUAA
Molecule: messenger RNA, 1271 nt
Organism: Microcebus murinus (gray mouse lemur)
Lineage: Eukaryota; Metazoa; Chordata; Mammalia; Primates; Cheirogaleidae
Product: histone H2B type 1-J
Cellular component (GO): nucleosome
Molecular function (GO): DNA binding; structural constituent of chromatin; protein heterodimerization activity
Source: RefSeq, a predicted model, not a curated record